Lutra lutra (Eurasian river otter) is the source of this 3054-nucleotide messenger RNA. RefSeq names its product syncoilin, intermediate filament protein (gene SYNC). Gene Ontology annotation, biological process: intermediate filament-based process. Gene Ontology annotation, cellular component: Z disc; sarcolemma; intermediate filament. The record is from RefSeq and is a predicted model, not a curated record. The transcript has 5 exons. The coding region runs from base 248 to 1666 and encodes 472 amino acids. NCBI's taxonomy places the organism in Eukaryota, Metazoa, Chordata, Mammalia, Carnivora, Mustelidae.
AUCUCGGGGCCUGCCGGUUUGGGAGACGCCGGUCGGCCACCCCCCACCCCUGCCCCCGCCCCAGGCCGCACGGCCUGCACGCUCCUCCCGCGGGCGGGGAGCUGGGGCCAAGUGGGCGCGCCCGGCCCGGGGCGGGCGGGAUCUGGUGUCGGCGGCAGCUGCCAGUGCGGCGGGCGCGGGCGCGGAGCAAGCGGCCCGCGGGGCGGGCUAUUAAUAACGCGGCCGCCCAGCUCGGGGUCGCGCAGCCAUGGCAAGCCCGGAGCCCCGGCACGGCGGGGACGGCGCAGCCCAGGCCGCGAGGGAAACAAGAGUAGAAGCCACUUCUCCUCUUGAAGGGGAGAGCUUGGAAUCCCCCCAUGAGGCCAGGACUCUGGACCCAGAAGUGACUCUGUCUUUGAAGGGGACCUUGAACUUAGAGGACAUUCUCUACCUGGGGGACACAGGUGACCUUGAUGAGCUAGACGAGAUACUGUGUGUGGAAGAGACGGAGCAGCCUGAGGAGACCCUGUACAUUGAGGAGACCAGGCAGCCAGGUGAGGCCCUGCACGAGGACGAGCCUGUGAAGCCAGAGGAGAUCCUCCAUGUGGAAGAGCCCGCGAAGCCGGAAAAGAGCGCAAGCCCAGAGCAGACCGGUGAUGGGGGAGAGACCGUCACGAGCGAGGAGAAACCCUGCCCUGAGGAGGGCCUCAGCGCCGGGCUGAGUCCCAGCACUGAGAGCCUGAGCAUAGAGGACCUGGAACUGCUGGAGCAGCGUUUCCAGCAGUGCGUGCAAGCCGUGGCCCAGCUGGAAGAGGAGCGGGACCAGCUCAUCCACGAGCUGGUGCUGCUCCGGGAACCGGCCCUGCAGGAGGUGCAGCGGGUCCAUGAGGACAUCCAGGCGGCCUACAAGCGGCACGCCCAAGCCGAGCUGGAGAGGGACGGGCUGAGGGAGGAGAUCCGGCUGGUCAAGCAGAGGCUCUUCAAGGUGACCAAGGAGUGUGUGGCCUACCAGUACCAGCUGGAGUGCCGCCGGCAGGACGUGGCCCAGUUCGCCGAGCUGCGGGAGGCGCUGACCGCCCGGGCGGCCCAGCUCUCCGAGGAACUGGCCGGGCUCCGCGAGGGCUACCAGAAGCAGAAGGAGCAGUUACGGCAACAGCUGGAAGCGCCGCCAAGCCAGAGCGACGGGCACUUUCUGCAGGAGAGCCGGCGGCUCUCUGCCCAGUUUGAGAACCUCAUGGCCGAGAGCCGCCAGGGCCUGGAGGAGGAGUACGAGCCUCAGCUGCUGCGCCUCCUGGAGAGGAAGGAGGCGGCGGCCAAAGCCCUCCAGAAGACCCAGGAGGAGAUCCAGGAGAUGAAGGAGGCCCUGAGACCCCUGCAGGCAGAGGCCCGGCAGCUGCAGCUGCAGAACAGGAACCUGGAGGACCAGAUCACGCUCGUGAGGCAGAAGCGGGACGAGGAGGUGCAGCAAUACCGGGAACAGCUGGAGGAAAUGGAAGAGCGACAGAGGCAGUUGAGGAGCGGCCUGCAACUCCAGCAGCAGAAGAACAAAGAGCUGGAGCAGCUGCGGAUCAGCCUCGCCGGGGAGCUCUCCACCUAUAAGGCUAUGCUACCCAAGAGCCUGGGACAGGCUAACGCUCCCACUUCUCAGGCAGGUGGAAUGGAGACUCAGUCCCAAGGGGCUGUUUAGAAAUGUAUGGCCGAAUCUGUAACCCAGAAACAACCGCAAAAAACUUUUUAGCAAAGGAUAACUAAGUACCCUUUGGACAUACUUUUUUCCAGAGAAGGGAGUGCCAAGGACUUGGCAAGCAGUUCACCCUGGGAAAGUUACAAAUACUGGCUGACCUGUUUAAAGAGUUGAAGGCUGGCUGGAGGCAGAAUGCCAUCAGUCAGGAUUUAAGUGGAGUCUAGUUCAUAGGCUGCUGGUACCAAUCUCUGUGCGUGCAGGAAUGGAAAAAUGAGUCUUCUGUCCUCUGGCAGCAACUCCCACGUGCACAGAGUAAAGGAUGGAUGUACGGACAGACACACUUUAGUGUUGUGAAGAAUGUAUCUUGCCUUGUGUUGACCCAAAACAAAAGCCUUUUUUUGGAGGUAGGGUCAAAAAAGGCAGCCGACUUUCAUGAUAUGGGUUUAUAAUUUGAAUUCCUUUGUGCUAUGAGUGUUAGACUUUAAAUGAAUUCUUCUACAAAGUUUAAGUCUGUGUGGACUCAUACAGUUUACUCCUGUGUCAAGAUAAUUUUCACUACACUCUAAAAGAACUAUUGACUUGGAAAAAAGAAACCAAUCUAGAUUUGAACGGAAAGGUUUAAGGGUACUGAGAUUUUCCCAAAGACUGUGCUCAUGAAAAUGAUUUUCAGUCAGUGAUGUAUUCUUUUAAACUGAGUGACUGGCAAAGAGCCAGGCAUUUUAUCUGGUUAUGGCACUUGGUGAUAAAGGCUUUCAAGAGUCUAUUAUUUCUAACUUCUAAAUACAGGCCCCAGUGAAAAACAUACUGGGGAGAUUCAACCUCUCUAUGGGAAAAGGUUCAAUCAAACACCUUUUCCAAAUUUAAAGUCUGCCUUAAAUGCUCUCUGCCACAUUGCCUUUGACAGUCUUAGAAGUCCAUGUAGUUCUCUAGGGACAGACUUCAAAAAGAUGUUAUGUUGUCAAAGACUAAUCCAUGUACCUCUGGCUCAGUGUUUUAUGCCUUGCACUUUCCCUGGGAAGGAGUGAAGCUCUUCUAUCGCUCUGGGUUUAUUAUAUUUAAUUCUGCUUUUGAUAGUCAAAGACCAUAUACAGUAAAACAGUCCUCUGAACAACUCUUCGAGAAGCCAGACUGGUGUUUGAUGAAUGUUAUAUACCAAAAAAAAAAAAAAAAAACAAAAAACCCAUCGGCAUGGGGUUACGUAGAAAAGCAAUUUAUUCCAUUAUAAGCACUUACACAGUUAGUCAUGAAGAGUAACAGGCCUGCUGGUGAAACAGGUCACCCAAAAUAGAGAUGGUACCAAACUAGUGGUCAAGGACUAACUCCUAAAAAAAAAAAAAAAAAAAAAAAAAAAAAAAAGCAACUCUUAUCCAGGAUUAAUUUAAUUUUAAAAA